AUGGCCGAUAUUUAUUUUGGUACACCUGGGGCUAUAGACUGUCUCAUUGGAGCUGAUGCCUGGGGUAGAAUCGUGGAGGGUGACAUCAUCGGUGGCAGACCAGAUGAACCUUAUGCUCAACGCACUCGCCUUGGUUGGGUAGUUUUUGGUCCAGCGUCAGAAGUUUCGUCGAAGGAGAACUCAUCUCUCGUGCUCAGCGCAAAGCUAGUCGAGGAUGAUUUGUUGCUGGAAGAAUUAGUUCACAAUUUUUGGAAGCUUCAGGAGGUCCCCGUGUGUGCAUCAGACGAUGAUGAUGAAUGUGAUCGAAUAUUUGCAGCCACACACUCCCGUACUAGUAAUGGACGUUACGUGGUGCAGCUGCCGUUCCGCCGCGAUGCACCGAGACUUGGCGAAUCAUAUGCGCACGCUCUUCGCCUAUUUCAACGCCUAGAAAGACGUCUCGUUGGUGACUCUGAGCUUAAAGAUAAUUACAUUAAGUUCAUGCGUGAGUACGUAAGUCUUGGCCAUAUGGAACCCGUAAAUAACGUAGGUGAUCACACCAACGGCUACUACAUUCCCCACCACGCUGUAACCACCAAAUUUAGAGUGGUGUUCAAUGCAUCGGCACCAACUAGUACUGGCGUGUCACUAAAUGAGGUGCAAAUAGUGGGCCCGACCAUCCAAGACUCGCUCAUCAAUAUAAUUUUACGUUUCCGACGCUAUAGGGUGGCCCUAACAGCCGACAUUGAGAAAAUGUUCCGGCAGGUACUCGUUGCCCCCAAACACCGAGACUUCCAACGGAUCCUUUGGCGCGAGUCACCCUCGGAUGAACUCAAGGUGUAUCGACUAACAACGGUUACGUAUGGUAUGGCGUGCAGCCCGUAUAAUACCAUACGUGCACUCCAACAAUGUGCACGCGACAAUCACAACGUAAUAUCGGACCACCGGCAAGCCGCGAAAGCGCGCGAUACCAUUUUAACGUCAUUUUCCGUUGACGAUUUUUUGACCAGUUGUGAGAACGCAAAGGACGCUAAGGUCUUAGCUCACAAUGUUGAUGAAAUUCUCUCCGCUGGGAAAUUUACAUUGAGGAAAUGGAACUCCAAUGAUGCUGAGGUAAUGGAAUACUUGACCGGUAACAUUUCUUCCUGCGCUGGCUUAGAAAUAAACCCUCCUACGGCUGCCGUACUUGGAUUACGGUGGGAUGCUGCCGCUGACCAGUUCUUCUUCCAGGUGGUUCUCAAGCAAGCAGGUCCUACACCAACUAAACGACGGGUUCUCAGCGAAGUUGCUCAGCUUUUUGAUCCCACGGGCUUUUUUGGCACCGGUGGUGGUCCAGGGUAA
Rhagoletis zephyria (snowberry fruit fly) is the source of this 1320-nucleotide messenger RNA. RefSeq lists its product as uncharacterized. The record is from RefSeq and is a predicted model, not a curated record. Lineage: Eukaryota; Metazoa; Arthropoda; Insecta; Diptera; Tephritidae.